Messenger RNA from Engraulis encrasicolus (European anchovy), 1082 nucleotides. Its product is annotated as complement C3-like. The coding region runs from base 3 to 1082 and encodes 359 amino acids. The transcript has 8 exons. The record is from RefSeq and is a predicted model, not a curated record. Lineage: Eukaryota; Metazoa; Chordata; Actinopteri; Clupeiformes; Engraulidae.
ACAUGAGGCUGAUGGAGAGUCAGACUAUCUGCAGCUUAGCAACAGGAUAUGGAGGCUACAUCGUCACGGUAACGCUCCGUGCUAGGACCACCCAAAGUGUGCCCUUUGUCAUCAUCCCCAUGGAGAUUGGGACACACUCUGUUGGCGUGGUAGCGGUGGAUAUGCAUAGACGAAGUGAUGGUGUACGGAAGCACAUUGUUGUCCUGCCAGCAGGCAUCCAGAGAAAGACAACUGUGAAGUUGGACAUCAACCCCUCCAUCUCUGGGGCUUAUCUGACCACUGUUAUUGGUCCGUGGCUAGUUGACGUGAUUGACCCAAUUCCCAAUAUGCCAAUUCAACACAUCAUCACAGCACAAGCCCAGCCCCUGCAGUCCCGUACGGAGGUGGGGAUGAUCCAAAGUAGUGAGUCUCUAACCCCCCUGCUGACCAUGCGAUGGGGAGGAGGAAGAAGAGUCGGCAGAGGAGGAGGAGGAGGAGGAGGAGAGCAGGACCUGGUCGCCAUGACAACUCCUUUGGUUGCCACCUACUAUCUGGACCACACCCACCAGCUGAAUGACAUGAGGACACAGGCCGUACGCUCCAUCAGCCUGGGUUACGAGAGACUGCUGGCGUGCCGAAAACAGGACGGAUCCUACAGUGUUACCAAGACUACAAGAAGCAGUACAUGGCUGACAGCGUAUGCAGCUAAGCUCCUCUCCAUGGCCAGUGGCAUCAUCAGUGUUGAUGGAGCCGCCAUAUGCAGCGCCCUCUUGUGGCUGGCUUUAAACACGCAGGACUCAGACGGGGGCUUCCGCGAGCACUCUCCUGUCCCAUACACUGCCUCCAUCACAGGGAAUGUGUACGGUAGAGACAAGGAUGCCUCCAUGACCGCUUUUGUUCUGAUCGCCAUGCAGGAGGCUCCCUCAGGAUUAUGCACUGACAAGAAAAUUUCCAGUAGUGUUUCCAGAGCAGCACACUACCUGGGCCUGAGGAUCCACACUCUGACCAAUCCCUACGCUGUUGCCAUGGCGACUUGUGCCCUGGCCAAUGAGGGUCCCUGGAAUGACGACAUCCUCUUUAGCCAUUCCAGCAAAGGUCGGUGA